CUCAAAUUAUUCGUUUAUUCCAAAAGCUUUUGUUUUCGUUUGCUUAUUUUUUAAAUUUUAUCUCACAUUCACAUCCAGCUCUCUCUUCUCUUUCUCCGUCCAUUAUCGCUACAAUACAUAACGUAUAUUUUGAUAUAUACAUUACAUAUACACAGACACAAGAAGAAAAAAACCAAAAAUCAGAAAGAGAGAGAGAGAGAGAGAGAGAGAGAGAGGAAUUGGAAAUGGGGUCUGUGGAGAAACAAAUGGAGGUGUUUGACUCGGAAGCAGCGUCGUCGAUGGUGAAGGAGUUGAGAGAUGAGUUUCUGAGUGGAAAGAGUCGGAGCUAUGAGUGGAGAGUGACGCAGUUGAAAAACAUUCUCAAGAUGUCUGAGGAUCGUGAACAAGAUAUCGUCAAAGCUCUUCACUCUGACCUCGCCAAGCCCGAGCUCGAGUCCUCAAUCUACGAGAUAUCUAUGUUAAAGAAUGCAUGCACAUUGGCAAUUAAGAAAUUAAAACAUUGGAUGAAGCCAGAAAAGGUUAAAACUUCAUUAACCUCAUUUCCUUCAUCAGCUGAAAUAGUGUCAGAACCUCUGGGUGUUGUUUUGGUCAUUUCACCAUGGAAUUAUCCUUUCUUGUUGUCAAUCGAUCCAGUUGUUGGAGCUAUUGCAGCUGGUAAUGCAGUUGUUGUAAAACCAUCAGAAGUUGCUCCAGCCACAUCGUCAUUGAUUGCAAAAUUAGUCGGAGAAUAUUUGGAUAACUCUUUGGUAAGGGUUGUUGAGGGGGCUGUUGCUGAAACAACUGCACUACUGGAGCAAAAGUGGGACAAAAUAUGUUAUACAGGUAAUGGUAGAGUUGGACGGAUUGUGAUGGCAGCUGCUGCAAAGCACCUUACACCAGUUCUUUUAGAACUUGGAGGAAAAUGCCCAGCUGUUGUUGACUCGAGCAUCAAUUUAAAAGUUGCAGCUAGAAGGAUAGUUGCGGGUAAGUGGGGAUGUAAUAAUGGACAAACCUGCGUUGCUGUCGAUUACAUUUUAACAACAAAAGAUGUUGCUCUGAAGUUGGUAGAUGCAUUGAAACAUGAACUGGAGGGUUUUUAUGGGAAGAAUCAAUUGGAGUCAAGAGACCUGUCCCGCAUUGUGAACUCAAACCACUUUGCUCGCUUGACCAAGCUCUUGGAUGAGGAUAAGGUUUCUGGCAAGAUUGUCCAUGGAGGUGAAAGGGAUAAAGCAAAAUUGAAGAUUGCUCCCACCAUCUUGCUGGAUGUCCCACAGGACUCUUUGAUAAUGAAUGAAGAGAUUUUUGGACCCUUGCUACCCAUUUUCACGGUUGAAAAAGUUGAAAACAGCUUUGAUGUUAUAAAUUCUGGAACAAAGCCCCUUGCUGCAUAUUUAUUUACCGACAACAAGAAGCUCAAGGAGCAGUUUGUAAUGGCUGUCUCUGCAGGGGGAUUGCUCAUCAAUGACACUGUCAUACAUCUUGCGGUUGACGCUCUUCCAUUUGGAGGAGUUCAGGAGAGUGGAAUGGGUGCCUACCAUGGGAAAUUCUCUUUUGAUGCUUUUAGCCAUAAGAAGGGAGUUUUGUAUCGAAGUUUUGCAGGUGAUGCACCUGUGAGGUAUCCACCAUACACAAAUGGGAAGCUAAAAUUUAUGAAGGCUCUAAUGAGUGGUAGUAUACUUGGUGUGAUCUGUGCUCUGAUCGGAUUUUCAAAGAAUUAAAAGAUAAUUGAUGUGGCUUUGCUUAAUGUACGUUUCAUUCUGUCUUUCUUUGUAUUUUGAAGGUACUCAAUUCAGUACAGAUAAAAUUUUUUUCCCUUAUUUUAAUUUGUACAAGAUUGAUUGAUUAUGACAUGAAAAUAUUCAGCACUGUUUGAUUUC
Messenger RNA from Quercus robur (English oak), 1856 nucleotides. RefSeq names its product aldehyde dehydrogenase family 3 member H1. Bases 225 to 1697 code for a protein of 490 amino acids. Gene Ontology annotation, molecular function: aldehyde dehydrogenase (NAD+) activity. The transcript is spliced from 10 exons. NCBI's taxonomy places the organism in Eukaryota, Viridiplantae, Streptophyta, Magnoliopsida, Fagales, Fagaceae. Gene Ontology annotation, cellular component: cytoplasm. Gene Ontology annotation, biological process: aldehyde metabolic process. The record is from RefSeq and is a predicted model, not a curated record.